AUGGAGAACCCUUUGAACGCGAGCGUUGCUCACCCCUACUUCCCGGUUAACGCCGAGCUGCCAAACUAUAUGGCCAAUAGCCUUCCCGUGCCCGUGCUUCUCGCCAGCUUCGCCAUCGGGGCUGGGGCGAUCCUCUCCAGUACUCACCUCAUUGUCACCAAAGCUCGGCCCAGCAUCUCGAUCGCCGACCUGUCUACGGCGAUGUGGUUAGGUCUUUGCGGCUUUAUCCACUUGUUUUUCGAAGGCUACUUUGCUUACAACAACGCCACCAUGCCUUCCCAAACCGACAUAUUUGGUCAACUCUGGAAGGAAUACUCCCUCUCUGACAUCCGCUACCUUGUGCGCGAUCCCUUUGUCGUCUGUAUGGAAACGGUAACCGCCGUCUGCUGGGGCCCCCUCUCGUUCAUUUGCGUUGCCCUCAUCGCCAAGAACCACCCGGCCCGCCACCCCGUUCAGCUCAUCAUCAGCUUAGGCCAGUUCUACGGAGAUGUUCUGUACUACGCGACUGUCUGGUUCGAGGUGCAACGGGGCGCCAUCUUCUGCCGACCGGAGCGCUACUACUUCUGGGCCUACUUUUUCUUCAUGAAUGCCAUUUGGAUCGUCAUCCCCGGUUUCCUCGUGCUCCAGAGCGCUGUUGCCACGACUGGAGCCUUCCGGAUAGCCCAGAAGAGCGCCGCUACUGCUGGCAAAAAGAACAACUAG
Messenger RNA from Parascedosporium putredinis, 702 nucleotides. The record is from the annotation of a GenBank genome assembly. Lineage: Eukaryota; Fungi; Ascomycota; Sordariomycetes; Microascales; Microascaceae.